GUAGGUCUAUGUACGUGAGUCCAGAGGUAGCUUAAUAAAGAAAAUUCAUUUACUCGGGGAGUUCUGCCGUUUGUUAGGUCUUCUCCAAGACUGGUCAGAGCAUCAUCAUCAAAGAGGGUCCCGCUCGAUGCAGGGCGUAAGUGCACCAGUGUCUGCCGCUUGUAUGGCAACUGUCGACUGGAGCUUUGACCGCCGGUCAAGAGGAAAGAUGGCGGACGGUAGGAAAGCGAGAGUUGUGCGAGCGCAGUCACUAAUCCUAAUCGCGGUAGCCUGGUCGCAGAGCUGGUGUGAGCGUUGCACGUGGCUCUGCUUUCCGAUAACUUGGAAGGUUCGCCUAGAGAGAUCCGGGGUGCACUAGGUGGAUCUCCAGUUUGAUGAGACCUUGAAUACGAAUGCCGUGC
This is a messenger RNA of Aureobasidium pullulans EXF-150, 401 nucleotides long. RefSeq lists its product as uncharacterized. Bases 128 to 358 code for a protein of 76 amino acids. Lineage: Eukaryota; Fungi; Ascomycota; Dothideomycetes; Dothideales; Saccotheciaceae. The record is from RefSeq and is a predicted model, not a curated record. The transcript has a single exon.